UUGUUGAUCACCUGUACUCCAGCACGAGAGCUCCUGCUUAAUAAUUCUCUGCUCUCAGAACAUGGAGGAAAAUGAUGAUGAAAAAUACAAUCAAGCUGGCCAGAUAUUUGAAAACUUUGUACAGGCAUCAACAUGCAAAGGCACCAUUCAGGCCUUCAAUAUUCUCACUCGCCAACUUGACUUAGAUCCUUUGGACAACAGAAACUUUUACACCAAACUAAAAUCGAGAGUGACCACAUGGAAGGCCAAAGCUUUGUGGAACAAGCUUGAUAAGAGAGCAAGUCACAAAGAGUAUAAACGUGGGAAGUCUUGUAUGAACACUAAGUGUUUAAUUAUUGGAGGUGGCCCCUGUGGCCUGCGGACUGCCAUAGAGCUUGCCUUCCUGGGAGCCAAGGUUGUCGUGGUGGAGAAGCGGGACACUUUCUCCAGGAACAACGUGCUGCACCUCUGGCCCUUCACCAUCCACGACCUUCGGGGACUGGGAGCAAAGAAAUUUUAUGGCAAGUUCUGCGCAGGAUCUAUUGAUCACAUCAGUAUUCGACAGCUUCAACUCAUCCUCUUCAAAGUAGCACUUAUCCUUGGAGUGGAAAUUCACGUGAACCUGGAAUUCGUGAAAGUCCUGGAGCCUCCUGAAGAUCAAGAAAACCAAAAGAUGGGUUGGAGAGCUGAAUUUCUCCCCAUGGAUCACCCUUUGUCAGAGUAUGAAUUUGAUGUUAUCAUUGGUGCAGACGGCCGCAGGAACACGUUGGAAGGCUUCAGGAGGAAGGAAUUUCGUGGAAAGCUGGCUAUAGCAAUCACUGCCAAUUUCAUAAACAGAAAUACAACUGCAGAAGCCAAGGUAGAAGAAAUCAGUGGGGUUGCUUUCAUCUUCAAUCAGAAGUUCUUCCAGGACCUGAAAGAGGAAACGGGGAUUGACCUGGAGAAUAUUGUUUACUAUAAAGACAGCACGCAUUAUUUUGUGAUGACAGCAAAAAAGCAGAGUCUUCUGGACAAAGGAGUGAUUAUUAACGACUCUGUUGACACUGAGCUGCUGCUCUGUGGGGAAAAUGUGAACCAGAGCAAUUUGCUGUCCUACGCCAGAGAAGCUGCUGACUUUGCAACCAACUACCAGCUGCCUUCCUUGGAUUUUGCAAUUAAUCAUUAUGGCCAACCAGAUGUAGCAAUGUUUGAUUUUACCUCCAUGUAUGCAUCUGAAAACGCUGCACUGGUGAGAGAGAGGCACAGACAUCAGCUCCUGGUGGCUCUUGUUGGAGAUAGUUUGCUUGAGCCCUUCUGGCCAAUGGGCACUGGCUGUGCACGAGGCUUCCUGGCUGCCUUUGACACGGCGUGGAUGGUGCGGGGCUGGGCGCAGGGGAAGCCCCCGCUGGAGAUCCUGGCUGAACGAGAGAGCAUUUAUCGACUCUUGCCUCAGACGACCCCUGAAAACAUUAAUAAGAACUUUGACCAGUACACCAUUGACCCAGGAACAAGAUACCCAAACUUGAACUCGAGCUGUGUUCGACCUCACCAGGUGAGACAAUUAUAUGUUACCAAUGAGCUACAGCAGUGUCCUCUUGAGAGAGUGAGCUCCAUUAGAAGAUCAGUGAACCUCACAAGACAGGAGUCAGAUAUUCGACCUAACAAGCUUCUGACGUGGUGCCAGAAGCAGACGGAGGGAUACCGAAACGUCAACGUCACUGACCUGACCAGCUCCUGGAAAAGUGGCCUUGCCCUGUGUGCCAUCAUCCAUCGCUUCAGGCCUGACCUCAUUGACUUCGAGGCGCUGAACGAAGAGGACGCGGUGAGGAACAACCAGCUGGCCUUCGACGUGGCCGAGCGGGAGUUCGGCAUCCCCCCGGUGACCACGGGCCAGGAGCUGGGCUCGGCCGGGGAGCCCGACAAGCUCAGCAUGGUGCUCUACCUGUCCAAGUUCUACGAGCUGUUCCGCGGCACGCCGCUGCGCGCAGUCGAUGCUGCUGAGAAGCAAAAUGGAGAAAAUAAUGAUCCUGAUUCACUAAAAUCAUCAAAUUUCAUCUUUAAUAAUUAUAUCAAUUUAACUUUACCAAGAAAACGAGUACCAAAGGCUGAAGGGAAAACAGAAGAGAAUGAGACGAACAAGAGGCGUCGGAAGGGCCUCUUUGGUGUCUUUGAGCAGACUUCAGGCUUUCCAAGCCAGGGGACAAACAGUGGGAAAGAACAGAGCGAAUGCAGAGAAGGAGUGAACCAGAACAAAGUCAAAUCUAUGGCAACUCAGCUGCUGGCAAAGUUUGAAGAGAAUGCUUCAAAUACAGUUCUGAGGAGACAGGAGCUAACAGAUAGACCAGCCCUGCUCUCCUCUGACCCUCCUGUUAAUCCUCGCUUUGCUAAACCUAUGGAUCCAAGCCUUCUUCCACCUCAACCAAAAAGGCAGUUUCAGGUGGUAGCUAGGAGUGAGCACGAGGUCAGGGAACCCAAACAGUCUUUAAAUGGUUCUGAUCAUAUGGCCAGGAGAGCAAAGACUGUGCACAAAACAGAUCCCCAGCCCAGUCUGUCAGAAACCUCUGAAAAUCUCGCCUCUGCCUGUUCUGCUGCAUUUGUACUUUCUGGAGUGCUUGAGCGUCUUCAGCACCUGGAGGAAAAAAUGAAACAGAAAAGAGCUCAGACCAUAGCAAAUAGGGAAUUCCAUAAAAAGAACAUUAAAGAGAAAGCAGCACAUCUCGCCUCAAUGUUUGGAUACAUGGAGUUUCCAAAGAAUAAGCUACCUACUAAAGGCUUACCCCAUUCUCAGCCCCCAACUCCCUCUUGCCCUCCACCUCAUCAUUCAGCUGUUGCUGCUUCAUCAUCUGUUGGUUCAGCUUCCUCUGCUGUUUCUUCUCAACAGGGUUCUCUGCGAAAAGAAUUCCCCAAGUCCAUCGGGGGCAGUGACAUCUGCUAUUUCUGCAAGAAACGGGUCUAUGUCAUGGAGAGGCUGAGUGCAGAGGGCCACUUCUUUCACAGGGAGUGCUUCAAGUGUGAAAUCUGUUCUACAACACUCCGCUUAGGAAUUUAUGCCUUUGAUGUUGAAGAAGGUAAAUUUUACUGUAAACCUCAUUUUACACACUGCAAAAUCAGUACGAAACACAGAAAGAGAAGGGCAACAAUACAGAUCCAUGGAAAGGAGGCGAUAGACGCGUGGAAGAAAGUGGAAGCCAAACCCACAGAGAUCACCACAGAAAGCAGUUUGUCCACUGCUAGCAGUCCAGAGGACAGGUCCCCAGGUAUCCUGACUUCCUUCUUAGGGGGCACGCUAAGCUGGCCCCUGCGGGUGACCAGGGAUCUGCUUGACAUUCCCAGCCGCCUGUCUAACUGGAUGCAUGGUGUCCUGCACGCUACCCACCUCCAUUUCAGGGACAAUGCAUAUAACUAUACCUACCUGUACGAACUCUUGAGCCUUGGGGUGCCACUCCUCUGCGCUCUCCUAGAGGUACUCACUCACAUGUACCGGGAAGCAGAGCUAUCACUUGAAAACAUACUUGAAUGGGUGAAAAGAUUCUGUAGGGUUUGAAUCUUUCCGCGUGUCUUGCUCAGUUGUGCCUUUCAAAUUUUCAAAAUUAACAGCCUGGCUAUUUUCUCGAGGGGAAAUUUUGGUUUGGAGGGCUUUGUUUUUGCUCUUCGUGCAA
Messenger RNA from Melospiza georgiana, 3617 nucleotides. It is a transcript of the gene MICAL2, whose product is annotated as microtubule associated monooxygenase, calponin and LIM domain containing 2. The record is from RefSeq and is a predicted model, not a curated record. NCBI's taxonomy places the organism in Eukaryota, Metazoa, Chordata, Aves, Passeriformes, Passerellidae. The transcript has 22 exons. The coding region runs from base 62 to 3502 and encodes 1146 amino acids. Gene Ontology annotation, molecular function: protein binding; FAD binding.